GAUGACCAGAGACUGCGGACGCAGUACAGGAGAUGGCCAGAGACUGCGGACACAGUACAGGGGAUGACCAGAGACUGUGGACACAGUACAGGAGAUGACCAGAGACUGCGGACACAGUACAGGAGAUGACCAGAGACUGUGGACACAGUACAGGAGAUGGCCAGAGAUUGCGGACACAGUACAGGAGAUGCCAGAGACUGCGGACAGUACAGGGAAUGACCAGAGACUGCAGACACAUUACAGGAGAUGACCAGAGACUGCAGACAUAGUAGAGGAGAUGACCAGAGACUGCGGACAUAGUACAGGAGAUGACCAGAGACUGCAGACA
Staurois parvus is the source of this 328-nucleotide messenger RNA. Lineage: Eukaryota; Metazoa; Chordata; Amphibia; Anura; Ranidae. The record is from the annotation of a GenBank genome assembly.